UAGCGCUAAACAUCGACAGGUGCCUCGUAGCCCUGUGUUGUCGUGUGAUGUCCGCGGAUAGUGAGCGAGACGCGAGCGGGUGUUGAGCGGAGAGAAGCGGUCGGUCAUGUUUCCCUCGACGGCUCCGGCGGCCGCUCCUGGGGGCAAAAACGCAGAAGAGGACGAAGAAGAUCAAGAUGCACAACCACCCGAGCCCGUGGAACUAGAAGAAGCGAUGAAACUUGUAGAGGAUCCAUCGUUGGACACCUCGAAAGAGAGAAUACUUUGUCUUCUUGUGAAAUUGUCGAAAAGGUUCCAUAAUGGUUUUCUUUUAAAGGAUCUUCCAGAAGUGUUCAAAGUCCUCAGUUUUUGUGCAGACAAGGCUAAUGAUCACCCUGAAUACAUUCCAGCAAUGUGUGAUAUACUGCGGAUAUGUGGGCUUCCAUUUCUAAAAGAAAAGUCAUCUGAUGAGAUGAAGUAUGCUCCUGUUGUGAGAGAAGCCCUCUCUCAGAUGGGUCUCUUGAUGAGGGUUCCAUGCGCUGAAGUACAGCUGCAGACUUGUGCUUCCAUAAUAUCAUCCUUCAAACAGUCCAAACACAAACACUGUGUGGAUGGGUUGCGCCUCGCAAGCCCUGGUUACAAAGUGCAGAUGCUUGAGCAGUGUGGAAUAGCAGAGACCCUGGUGCUCUCCUUGGCCCUGCUGGAAAACCAGCUGGAAGUGAAGCUACGGGUGCUGCAUGCUCUUCAGAUGCUUUCCAUCGCCUCUGAGGUGAACUGCAGGUUGAUACUGAAGGCACAGGGCGCCAGCAAGAUGUGCUCUAUCAUGACUGAGCAGGACCCGUCAGGACAGCUGCUGUUCCGUGCCUCCGAGGUCCUGUGGAACCUGCUGGAGAAGGGCAACAAGGAGGAGGUCACGUCGCAGCUCAGCAGCUUGGACUGCAUCCUGUCCUUAAAAGAAGCUUUUCUGAACCAGCUCUUCAAUGGCUUUCGCCAGUAUGAUCUGCAGCUGAGGAACGACCUGCUUGUCAUCAUAUCUCUCAUCGCAGAAAACCCUAAAGCUCCACUGAUUGAGAGUGGGCUGGCCAAGGAACUUGUCUCAUCUUUUACCUUUCCUGAAAUUAAAAGUCAGAACCCAUUACUUCGCAGUUUGAAGCUCUCUUUUAAUUAUGAAGACUAUGAAAUGAAGAAGCUGCUGUUUAACACAAUUGUCGUCAUGCUAAGUGAUCCAUGUGCUUUGCAGCUGUUCAAAGAGGGCAGCGUCCUGCUCGCUCUUUUCUACCACGUGAACCCCAGCAAGAAGCUGGAGAAGUGUUGCUGGUCCUCCGUGCAGCAGCAGGAGUUGCAGCUGCAAGCCCUGGCCACGCUGGUGUCUGUAGCUCCGCUGAUGCUGGACGACUACCUGAGUUGCCAGGGAAACACACGCCUGUUGCUGCUGUUAGAGUGGUGUGCGGAGCAAGAUGGCUACUUUGGACAGGGCCACAGCUUCCAUGGAACAGGGGGUCGGGGCAGCAAAAAGGCCCAGCUGCGCUACUGUUUACGGCUGCUGAGAACAAUGGCAUCUCUUGCUAAUGAGACACUCAACCAAGACCUCUGUGAUGAAGGUGCCAUCACCCAACUCCUGGGAAUUAUAAUGCAAGUCGAAGCGGCCUAUGAAGAAGACGCAAUCACGCUUGAGAUUACAACUGAUAUUCAGCUAAUCCUGUCAGCCCUUUGUGAAGACCAUCUCCACAGAAAGGAGUUGUUUGGAUCUGACGGAGUGGAAAUGACGAUCCAUUUCCUCAAGACUAGUGCUGGAAAGUUCUACAGCGGACUGGGGCACAACAAGCUCAUAAUCUCCACUGUUGACUGUGUCUGGUCCUGCAUUGUUGGAUGCGACACUACGGAAGACCUGUUUUUGGAAAAAGGAGGCGUAUUUCUUCUACUUGAUUUACUUGAGUCAAGCCCUACAGGCAUACACAGCGUGGUCCUUGGGACGGUGCUGGAGCUCUGCGACAACCCCAGGACAGUGUCCCUCAUCGGUGCCUGGAGGGGCUGGGCAGGCCACACUGCCGCUCGGCUCCUGGUUCAGCUCUGGAAGGAGGAGGAGAGGGAGCUGGGUGUGAAGCGGGAUCACCAUGGAGGGAUUGUGGACACCAAAAACCCCAUCCUGUCCGCAUACCAAGGCAAGGACCCAGAGUCACUGGAGCCUUUGCCUGCUGACAAGCCCAGUGCGGCUGUGAUGGAUGUGAUGGAGAACCUGCGAGCAAAGAUCUACUCUAUAUUCUGUAAAAUAGGUUUCGAAGACCUGCCUGGAUUGACGGCUGCAGAUUACGUCACCAUUGCUAUCAUAAGGAGAUAUUUGGAUUUUAAGGUGGGAGAGGUGUGGGAUGAGAUAACCAGGGAGCUGGAGGCUGAGGAAGUGAGGCCCAUCUCUCCAGAUGUGGAAGCCCUCCAGGCCAUCGCCAAGGCAACGGAGGACAAGGUCAAGAUAGCGACCUCAGAACAGGCAGAGCUGCUGGAGAAGCAGCGGCAGCAGGACCUUCAUAAAGAACAACUCCUCUACUCAGAGAUCAAGUUUAACCAUAAACAGCAGGAGCUCACUACAAAAUCUUAUGAACAUUUCUUGGCUAGGACAUCAAACUACAAGAUUUUACUGGAGUCUAGAAAGAAACAGGAAGAAUCAAUUGAAUCGUCCAAAACUGAGAUUAAAGAUGAUGAAUCCAUUUUUCACCCAACCCAGAUUGCUGGUUUACAUGUUACAAAUUUCUGUGGCCGUGUGAUCACGGUAGACAGCACACCCACGCACCUGACAGGAGGGCCCCUGGCCAACACGGAGCUGGCCCUGGAGAGAGUACCCAUCCAAGGUGGAGCCCCACAGAGACUCACAAAGGGCCCCCCCAUGGGCUCAGUGCCAGUCAGAUAAACAAACCUCCAUACUCCUCUCCUUUUCACACGUUGUUUUUCCAAAGCUCCUCAUAAAAAUGCACCUUCCUUGUUUUGGAUGUUUCAAAUUACAGUGUUUUAGCACAAAAGCAACAUUUGCUCAGUAUAUAUGUGUCCUGCGCACGAUCGCGUUGAAGCUCAGUCUAUCUGUUCCUCGUGCAACUCUAAACAAGCAUCUCAACCAUCUUAUAUGUGCAAUGUAGUUUAAGGUAAGAUUUGAUCCACUAGCUUCCCUUCUGUGAUUGUAUUGCAUAUGGUCAUUAACGCUGAUUCUACUUCCACGUUAUCCUUGUUAAAAGUACAUUUUUAAUUAGGAAUGUUUGACAAAUUAUCUUGGGAAAUUAUCUUGUAUGAAUUAUGUUUAACUGUUACUACCCAACAUCUAAAAAAUAUAUGAAUG
This is a messenger RNA of Scleropages formosus (Asian bonytongue), 3301 nucleotides long. RefSeq names its product cilia and flagella associated protein 69 (gene cfap69). The transcript has 23 exons. NCBI's taxonomy places the organism in Eukaryota, Metazoa, Chordata, Actinopteri, Osteoglossiformes, Osteoglossidae. Gene Ontology annotation, biological process: positive regulation of flagellated sperm motility; olfactory behavior; response to odorant. Gene Ontology annotation, cellular component: sperm midpiece; non-motile cilium. The record is from RefSeq and is a predicted model, not a curated record. The coding region runs from base 107 to 2881 and encodes 924 amino acids.